Messenger RNA from Sphaeroforma arctica JP610, 405 nucleotides. RefSeq lists its product as hypothetical. The transcript has a single exon. NCBI's taxonomy places the organism in Eukaryota, Ichthyosporea, Ichthyophonida. The record is from RefSeq and is a predicted model, not a curated record. Bases 1 to 405 code for a protein of 134 amino acids.
AUGUCAAUACCAGAUUUCACGGCUUGUCAAGAGUCUUCUGUGCCCCAAAGGGCGAUGGGUUUGUCUGGCUGCAGGCUGUGCGAGUCGGCCACCAGUUUUGGGUAUCAGGUGUACGCGACCGUCAAGCCAUGUCUGAAAACGCUGUUUGCGGAGGAUUUGCCCACCGCAAGAACAAAUUUCGAUAUCACCAUACCUCGGCGUCAGCGCCAAUGCUUCAAGAUUGGAAAAUCGUUUCUACUGGCUACGAACGAUAGUAGGCUCAGCUGUGUCGCCGAUGGCCCAAAAUGUCACAAGUACGCGUCCGCGUCAAAAUGCAUGACUGUUGUUAAGAAGACUACCAUCCCUGACACCGUACUAUACGCUAACGUCAAGUCGUCAGAGCAAAUGAAUGAUUAUACCAUGUAA